UAAGAGUGUAACUUCAGUAUAUUGACAAAUCGAGUAAAUUAUACUGUCAGUGUAUAUAAGCUAAAUUCUACUCUAUAUACAUAUAUCAUCACACACAUAUAUGGCUGACCCUUCACAUAGUACAAAGUCUAGGACAAAUACCAAACAUCCUUUAUAUCGUGGGAUACGUUGUAGAAGUGGGAAAUGGGUGUCUGAAAUUAGAGAGCCACGUAAGACUACAAGGAUAUGGCUAGGUACAUACCCUACUCCACAAAUGGCUGCCGCUGCUUAUGAUGUUGCUGCCUUAGCUCUAAAGGGAAGUGAUAAUGUUGUACUAAAUUUUCCUCACCAUGUCAAUUCAUAUCCAAAGCUCUCUUCCUCACCAUCUCCGGUGGAUAUACGACGCGCCGCGGCAGAGGCAGCGGAGGCGAUGGCCCUGCAGGGCAACGAUGAUUGGUCGAUAGGAAACAGGAGUGGAGCUACGUGUGAUGAAGGAGGUUCAACUGAAUUCUCUUCGUCGGAAAAUUAUGCUAUGCAAAUAGGCAAUACGCAGAUGAUUAUGGGUGAGGAGGAAUUUGUUGAUGAGGAGGCAUUGUUUGGUUUUCCAAGUUUGCUUGUUAAUAUGGCGGAUGCAAUGAUGCUUAGUCCCCCAAGAAUAAACUCCUCAUCCUUUGAAGAUUAUUUACCAGGAGACUUUGAUGUGGAAAGUCUCUGGAGCUAGUAACGAUCAGACAUGAAUCUAAGAUUUAGAGUUAAUUAAUGAGUCUUAAAAUGAGUUUAAUAUUAUUUUACACACAAGUAAUAAGUAUCUUUUUCAUUUGAAUAAAUAAUUCGUGUUGUUCAAUCAAAUUCGUUGAGCUCGGUUUAAA
Lycium ferocissimum is the source of this 848-nucleotide messenger RNA. Its product is annotated as ethylene-responsive transcription factor ERF027-like. NCBI's taxonomy places the organism in Eukaryota, Viridiplantae, Streptophyta, Magnoliopsida, Solanales, Solanaceae. The transcript has 2 exons. Gene Ontology annotation, molecular function: DNA binding; DNA-binding transcription factor activity. Bases 101 to 700 code for a protein of 199 amino acids. Gene Ontology annotation, biological process: regulation of DNA-templated transcription. The record is from RefSeq and is a predicted model, not a curated record.